This is a messenger RNA of Ostreococcus tauri, 648 nucleotides long. RefSeq names its product Adenylylsulphate kinase. Bases 1 to 648 code for a protein of 215 amino acids. Gene Ontology annotation, biological process: sulfate assimilation. The transcript has a single exon. The record is from RefSeq and is a predicted model, not a curated record. Gene Ontology annotation, molecular function: adenylylsulfate kinase activity; ATP binding. NCBI's taxonomy places the organism in Eukaryota, Viridiplantae, Chlorophyta, Mamiellophyceae, Mamiellales, Bathycoccaceae.
AUGAGCGACGUGACGGUGGAUGCGUACAAGGUUGGGGAAUCGACCAACAUCAAGUGGCACGAGGGCGCGGUGGAUCGGGAGACGCGCGAACGCGCGUUGGGACAGCGGGGAUGCGUGUUGUGGUUCACCGGAUUGUCGGGAAGCGGGAAGUCCACGGUGGCGUACACGCUGGAGCACGAACUGUUCAAGCGCGGGAAGAUCGCGCAGGUGCUCGACGGGGAUAACAUUCGUCACGGGUUGAACUCCAAUUUGGGGUUCACCGCGGAGGAUCGCGAAGAGAACAUUCGAAGAAUCGGUGAGGUGUCGAAACUGUACGCGGAUAGCGGGAUGAUCACGCUCGUGAGCUUUAUCUCGCCGUAUAAGCGGGAUCGCUUGCGCGUCCGCGAACGCGUCGGCGACCGCUUCGUCGAGGUGUACAUGAAGAUUCCUUUGAGCGUGUGCGAGGAUCGCGACCCAAAAGGGUUGUACAAGGCCGCGCGCGCGGGUAAGAUUAAGGGUUUCACCGGAAUCGACGAUCCGUACGAGGAGCCGGAGAACGCUGAGAUCGAGAUGGAGGUCGCCAAGGAGGACGGCGUCUUGGCGCCGCCGAGAGAAAUGGCGGAGAAGAUCAUCGAAUACCUGGAUAAAAAGGGUUUCUUGAAGGCGUAA